Molecule: messenger RNA, 1946 nt
Organism: Danio rerio (zebrafish)
Lineage: Eukaryota; Metazoa; Chordata; Actinopteri; Cypriniformes; Danionidae
Gene: trip4
Product: thyroid hormone receptor interactor 4
Biological process (GO): rescue of stalled cytosolic ribosome
Cellular component (GO): RQC-trigger complex; nucleus; cytosol
Molecular function (GO): zinc ion binding
Source: RefSeq, marked validated
AGAUGCCGACAGCCUUGUGUUGAAAUAGAGAAUCAGCAGUGUAUCACAGUUGUAUUGACUUCAUCAUGAGCGAUUCUUUGCUUCGCUGGACUGUUGAUAAGUUAAAGCAUGGGUUUGGAUUGGAUGCAAGCGAUGACAUUGUACAGUACAUCCUAUCCAUUGACAAUGCCGAUGAAAUAGUGGAGUAUGUUGGAGAUCUCUUGCAAGGAACUGAGGGAAACAAGCAAGAGUUUGUGGAUGAGCUGGUGCAGAGAUGGCAGAGGUGUCAGACGCAAACAUCUGAUGGUCUGGGGGGAGUCCUCAGGAAAGAGGUGGUCAUGGAGGAACUAGACACAGCUCCUAAAGACACCCAGAAGAAGUCCAAACGAAAGGGAAGAAACAAGCAAGAGAUUGUGACCGUCUCACAGGCUGAGCCAGAACCUGUCAGAACUCCCAUUGACUUAAUGAAGGCACAAGAGAGCAGCAACUCCAGCUCGGUGAAAAAGAAGAGCAAGUUUGUGAAUCUGUAUGCUAAAGAGGGAAAAGACAAGCUGGCUGUUCUUCUGCCUGGCCGUCAAGCCUGCGAGUGUCUGGCUCAAAAACACAGACUCAUCAACAACUGUCUGAGCUGCGGACGAAUCGUGUGUGAGCAGGAGGGCUCUGGCCCCUGUUUGUUCUGCGGCAGUCUGGUGUGCACCAAUGAGGAGCAAGAGAUAUUGCAGAGGGACUCCAACAAGAGCCAAAAGCUCCGCAAAAAACUGAUGGGAGAGGGAACCGAGCGAGAGUAUCUGCCCCACCAAGAGUCCAAGAUGAAGGCUGGUCUGGAAAAAGCUGUGAAGCACAAAGAUAAGCUACUGGAGUUUGACAAGAACAGUGUUAAGAGAACACAAGUCUUGGAUGAUGAAUCCGAUUAUUUUGCUACGGAUUCCAACCAGUGGCUUUCUCCAGGAGAGCGGGAGGCAUUACGGAAGCGAGAGGAAGAACUCCGAGAGCUUCGACAUGCUUCCCGCAAAGACCGCAAAAUCACGCUAGACUUUGCAGGUAGACGAGUGCUGGACGAAGGCGAGAAUUUGUCGCCAUACUAUCAAAAGUUUGACGAGACUGUCAAGGCCAUCAACACUGGUUCUUUUGGCCAGAAGGCAAAACAUUCAGCUCCUGCUGAUCGACAGCACUUCAGAGAGCUCGUCAACCCCAAUAUUCUACAGUCUGCACCAGAGUGGGUUGACGUGGCCAGUAGCAAUCCCUCCCGUAAGUCUUCAUCAAAGGCAGCGAGCGGUAAAGAGACAAGUGAGCGCAGCCGACUCAGACUGCAGGACAAAGAGCUGCAGGAGAUUGCAGACGGCGGCUGGUGUCUCAGCAUGCAUCAGCCAUGGGCUUCACUGCUCGUUAAAGGCAUAAAAAGGGUGGAGGGCAGAACAUGGUAUACAUCCCAUAGGGGGCGCCUGUGGAUUGCAGCAGCAGCUAACAGACCCACUCCUCAAGAAAUUGCAGAGGUAGAGGCCAUGUACCGCCACCUUUACAAGCAUGAGCCCCAGUUUCCUGCAGAGUAUCCCACUGGCUGUUUGCUGGGCUGCGUGAAUGUCUCCGAUUGUCUUUCUCAGGAGCAAUUCAGAGAACAGUAUCCCCAGAUCAGCGAGGAGUCGACUUCUCCAUUUGUCUUCAUUUGCUCCAACCCCCAGGAGUUGGUGGUGAAAUUUCCCAUGAAAGGGAAACACAAGAUUUGGAAACUGGAGAGCCAGAGCCACCAAAGUGCCAAGAAGUGUUUAAUGCAGCCAGCGUGACCUGAACAAAGCCACGGCGGUCAAGAGACAAGGAACAGAGGAUCCCUGUGGAAGCCUCACGUUGGCUGUGUGUGUCAGGCUACACUGGGAAUUGUAACACAGAGCUACAAAUGGUGAUGAAUGAAUCUUAUGAAUAACCAAAUUAAUACUUGUUGGAUUCUUUCUGAAAUAAAAUGUUUAAGGGGA